GUGGGUGUUCAUGGAUGAUCAGAAUGGAACGUAUUUCGAAGAUCUUCACACUGCGCGCUUGGCAACCUGUAGCUUUUUCUCACACUCUGUACCUGUGGGUGUGUAUGUAACUAAAGCAACGGCUUUCUUUCCUUGUAUUUUCAAUUGUAUGUAUAGAGUCUGUUCCCAUGUUAUUGUCCCGGUUGGUAUGCUGCCACAAGGUGUCGUUUCCUUGUUUCGUUGGCCUUCUACCAUCAUUGAUUGCUCAACCCCUCGAACCAAGCGGCGGUGAUCUAGGAUUACCUGAUAUAAAAGCACCUAUGAUGUUUCGGAGCUCAACAACCUUCCCGAUUCUUAGUCACAAUAAUUUCUGCCACGCUCUACUAUACGCUAGUUCUAUGGCUGAUGCUGGCGAUGAGCUUUAUACAAUCGCGGACUCCUUGGUGGAUGGAUUGCAUAAGGUCGCCGCACCUAGUGUUUACCUCUUGAAAACUGGUUAUAAAUGGUAUAACGCCAAUACUGCUGUUGCAUGUCUCCAGCGCGGGCAUUUCAGCCUGAAAUCAGGCAUAGGAACACUGUUCCUUGAGCAAAAACUGAUUCCUCGUCAGGAGUUGAAGGAACUACUUGAUCAGUUUGAACGUGCUUCGACAGUAGAAGAUUCUUUAACCGCAAAGUUGGAUACAAACGAGAAAUAUCCUUGGAGAGUUAGGAUCUGGAAGAAUUUCAAAUUGCGAGAUAUUGGUGCUGAGUUCGAGGCGGUGGCUCGCGAAUUCUUCGAUGAUGUAGAGAGAACAUCUACUGCUGCGAAGAAGCAGAAUAUAUCCCAGAACCUUGUCUCAUUCGAUCUGGCUCGGGCUUCCUGUCGCGAGAAUGACAAGGAUCUACUGUCAGAGAAGAAUCUGCGAGAAUUCGUCGCUUUCUUCAAGAAGAUUUUAGAAACUUAUGAUGAUAAUGCCAUUCCCAGUGAUCCAUUCAGAGACCGGAACACCGCAGACUCAACUGCAGCAGAAGCACGUGCAGUUAACGACACAUCUGUAAUGUUGGAAGUUGAUAUUACGGCCCAGGUCAACCCAGAUGAUGCUAAUAUUUGAGUCAUUCCAUGCUGGUUUCAUGUCAUAGUAAGCACUCAUAAACGGAUCGGGUAUGCUGAAUUAAACUGUUCUCUCUUCUUUCUGCGACACGGUUGUGGCAUUGAUACCUUUAAAUAUCAUAAUUUAUUCUAUGACCUAGUUACUUAUUAUACCGUAAGAAUAUGGAUAUAUGUUUUUAGAUUCAUUUUGAUUUGUUCAUGCAAUGCUGGCAUCCAUGACAG
Somion occarium is the source of this 1291-nucleotide messenger RNA. Lineage: Eukaryota; Fungi; Basidiomycota; Agaricomycetes; Polyporales; Cerrenaceae. The record is from the annotation of a GenBank genome assembly.